Messenger RNA from Spinacia oleracea (spinach), 1170 nucleotides. RefSeq lists its product as uncharacterized. The transcript has 4 exons. The record is from RefSeq and is a predicted model, not a curated record. The coding region runs from base 22 to 834 and encodes 270 amino acids. Gene Ontology annotation, molecular function: DNA binding. NCBI's taxonomy places the organism in Eukaryota, Viridiplantae, Streptophyta, Magnoliopsida, Caryophyllales, Amaranthaceae.
UGUUCAUGCAGAAAGUGGGACAUGCUUGGCAUUCCAUGUUGUCAUGCCAUUGCGUGUAUCUUUUUCCAAAACAAGGAGGCCGAGGAGUAUGUUGAUAAAUGCUACUGGAGGCAAGAAUACUUAAAUGCAUAUUCAGGUUCAAUUCCACCCAUUGAUGGAGAGAGGUAUUGGCCAAGGAUUGAAUACCACUUGGAUCCUCCUCCCAUCAAAAUAGGGCCAGGCAGACCGAGGAGAAAUAGGAUCAAGGAUCCCUUUGAGAACCCGAAAAAGCCUGGUCACCUAUCGAGGACCGGGAUAGAAAUGACUUGUAGUGUGUGUCAAGUCAAAGGGCAUAAUAAAAGACGAUGUCCUAACAGAGAGAGUGCUGUUGUUGCAGAACCAGCCCCAAAAAAACCUAGGGGUAGACCAAGGAAGGAUGGUCAGCCCCCUCACUCUCGUGCUCCGUCUGUUACUGCCCCAUCUACCAUAAGUCAAACGACUGAUUCAAGAACAAACACACCCACCUCUGCAGUUGUAUCUUCUCGAUUCACUCGAUCAACAAAUGCUCAGCUUCACUCUACUUCAUGCCAACCUAGCCAACUUGGCAGAGGCGGGAGGAUGAUCCUAGGUGGUAGGGGUUCUAGGGGUGGAAAUACUGGAAGGGGAAGGGGAAACAAUGGAGGGAGGGGUAAAGAGAAAGUACCUAUUGGUGUGGGAAUGUAUGUUGCCUCGGAUGGGACUGCAACAACAAGUGGAGGCAGAGGGAGAGGGAGAGGGAGGGGUAAAAAUCAGGUUGCAACAUUUGUCGGAACACAGUCGAGCCAAGUUUCCAAUGCUCAUCAACCAACUCAGUAGGACAAGUGAAGAUGAAUGAACCUACUGCCAGUAACUUGACCAUUUUGUGCUGGAAAUCAGAAGCUUACAGUAGCAAUAGCAAUUAGCUAACAGUAGCAGUGGCAGUCAGCUUAGCCUAAUUAACUUUCAACUGUUUGGCCUUUUUUGUGUAGUUUAGAAUUUAGGCAAGAAUUGGUAGAUUUUGCACAAUACAACAACAAUUAGUUAGCCAAGCAUUUGGCCUUCUUAUUUUGUGUAGUUCACAUAUGCUUUGGAAGUUAAUGCGUGAAUGAACGUGCUUUUGAAAACUAAUACUUGUUAAGUUAUGUUGUUGUAACAAUUUACGCCUUCUUCAAU